This is a messenger RNA of Fusarium sp. VM40, 1017 nucleotides long. The record is from the annotation of a GenBank genome assembly. Lineage: Eukaryota; Fungi; Ascomycota; Sordariomycetes; Hypocreales; Nectriaceae.
AUGGAGGGCGAGGCACCAACCGAACGCAAAUCUCGCAAAUCCGUUGCUUUUACCGACGAACAAGUAGUAGUCGACGCUGACGGUUCCGUGACCAUGGUCAACGCUACCGAAGAACCCAAGGACUCGGCUCAGUCCCACACGCCUCGUACGCCGCCGCUUUCUGCCGCCCUUGAGUCCUUUACUGACUCGCAAACGACAGCCACUGAGGAAGUCCCCGCACCUGAGGACGGUGCCCUCGACCUUUCCCUGCUUAAGAAGAAGAAGAAGAAGUCCAAGAAGGUCGACGACGCAGAUGCCGAUGCCGACGCCGAUGCCGACGUAGCUCCUGCCGACGAUGCUACCCCCGCCGAGGAUGGAGGUCUCGACCUGACCCUCAAGAAGAAGAAGAAGAAGGUCAAGGCUCCUAAGGAGGACGACUUCACCAAGCAGCUUGAGAAGCUCGAGCUCAAGGAAGGCGAUGAGGUUGAGGAGGUUCCUCAAGAGCAAGAGGGUGACAUGCAUGAAGGAACCGGUAUCUGGGCCCACGAUGAGACCAAGACCAUUGGCUACAGUAUGCUCCUCGGACGUUUCUUCAACCAACUCACUGAGAGGAACCCCGACCACGUUUCCCCCGGAACAAAGAGCUACAAGAUUCCCCCUCCUCAGUGUAUGCGAGAAGGCAACCGAAAGACUGUCUUCGCCAACAUUGCCGAUAUCUGCAAGCGCAUGAAGAGAACUGAGGAGCACGUCACUGCUUACUUGUUCGCUGAGUUGGGUACCAGUGGUUCCGUAGACGGUAGCCGAAGACUGGUCAUCAAGGGUCGUUUCCAGCAAAAGCAAAUUGAAAACGUCGUCCGAAAAUACAUCAUCGAGUAUGUCACUUGCAAGACCUGCAAAUCUCCUGACACCGAGCUCAACAAGGGUGAGAACCGUCUGUACUUCAUUACCUGCAACAACUGUGGUUCUCGACGAAGUGUUACCGCUAUCAAGACUGGUUUCUCUGCCCAGGUCGGCAAGCGAAGAAAGAUGCAGGGUUAA